UGUUUCCACUGCAAGCCGCCAAAAACUGGGAACACCAAUUGUCAACCUUUGCAGGGAAGGACUACACUUAAUGCUCUAAUAAUAUUAACGUUGAAAUAGAUAGGUUUACAUUGUGAUAGCUAAUUAACUGCAUGCACUUUGCAUCAGCAUUAAUGCGUUUAGGGAUGUGAUAAUCAUAUUAUCCGUUGUUUUGGAAUAGCACGGAUAAUCAAUAUGAUUUUCUUUCAGCUACCGAAGGAGGCGCACUCGAGGUAAAAGCGAGGGACUCUUCAGGGACCAAUCAAAUGGCUUGGGGGCGCGGUUUUCCCCCUGAUCGAGAGAAAAGAAAAGAAAAGAAAAGAAAACUCGUGUGCUGGAGCCCAUUUCGUCAGGAAACAACUCCAGUCAAGUGAUGGAUGAUUUGACGAAGUUGGCCAGCGAACAAAACGCCACUUUGGUGGUGUUGAGCUUCCUCCAGUCGGACUGCAGCGUUGGUAAAGAGGAGUACAAGAAGGCCGUUUUCUCUUUGGGCAAAGAACUUACACAAACAUGGUUGAGUAGUUAUGAAGAACAUUAUGGAGACAUUGAAUGUGACGGAAACCUUCCCAUUAGCAACGCAGGUUCAAUCGACGACCUUGAGCCGUUAGUGGACUUUUACUGGCCUGGUGGUGAAGUCGAAGUGAGAGCCCUGCAGGAGGUUGGGGCCAGGCUGAGAGAAAUCGCUGACCAACUUGAGCGGAGUGUUGUGGACCAGGCUGCCCGAAACCUGCGCAGGAAUGUCAUGUCCUCACCGAGCGAACAGUGGCUGGACCUUCUCAAAAGCGAAGUGCACAGGGCCGUGAUGCAGGGGGUGGGCCUGGAGCAGCUGCCCCAGGAGAGAGUCAUCGUGGCUCUCAGCCUCACAAUUGUGAAGCAGGUCUGCGAACACACACCACAACUGCUCAGAGACCUCUUCAACACUGCGUUGCAGUAUAUCAGACCUCCGAGGGCAAUGUGACUCAGUGGCAGGGAUGGACCGUCACCUGAAUUGUUUACAGGGGGGAAAAAAGGGAAUGUUCAGCCAAAUUACAAAGACGAGCGUGGACGCAUUGUUUUUGAACGUUACUGUUAUUGUUGAAAAUGGAACGAAAGUUUUAAGUAUGUGAAUUUUGUCUCAUGUGCUCUUGUGAUCUGAUUUUUGUUAAAUGUUCAUGUAAACAGAAAAACUUGUAUAGUAUGCAUUCAAUGACCUCUUGUCACAAAAUGUCAGUUUUUUUUUUUUUUAAA
Messenger RNA from Syngnathoides biaculeatus (alligator pipefish), 1245 nucleotides. Its product is annotated as BH3-interacting domain death agonist-like. Gene Ontology annotation, biological process: positive regulation of intrinsic apoptotic signaling pathway; positive regulation of release of cytochrome c from mitochondria; apoptotic mitochondrial changes. Gene Ontology annotation, cellular component: mitochondrion; cytoplasm; cytosol. The record is from RefSeq and is a predicted model, not a curated record. NCBI's taxonomy places the organism in Eukaryota, Metazoa, Chordata, Actinopteri, Syngnathiformes, Syngnathidae. Bases 392 to 976 code for a protein of 194 amino acids. The transcript is spliced from 4 exons.